Messenger RNA from Owenia fusiformis, 1263 nucleotides. Lineage: Eukaryota; Metazoa; Annelida; Polychaeta; Sabellida; Oweniidae. The record is from the annotation of a GenBank genome assembly.
UUCCGGAUUUGCGUCGUUUACGUUAUUGAAAUUCUGUCCUCGAUUUUUCAUUAUAAACAAGAGAAAUGUAAAGAGAAUUAUAGCAUGAAGUAGUUCUUUAUAAUAGACAGUACAGUAAUUAAAAAGUAGAAUCCAAAUUUUAGGUGACGGGAGCGGAAUAGAAGGUUUAUUACAAGAGAGAGACUAUCAAAACUAACAAUGUCGGAAAACAAUGCUGACACACUUCCUCCAAUCAAACAAAAAUUCGUUCCAAAGGUAUGGACUCAUUUUAAAAAAUCUGAAGGAUCAUUGCGGAAAAUGGCACCACAACUCAAAAGCAGGUACCAAGCUUAUGAAGAACCUCCAAAAGAAAUUAGUGACGCUCAAAAAGAAGUGAAAAAGAGACUACGAGAAUUAAAAAAGAAACAAACUCUAGCAAAUAUGCCAACCCCACAAGAUGAGAUACAAGAACAAGAUAAACACGAGAAAUUAAUUGGACAAUUAAAAGCAGCUGAAGCUAGGAAUAGAUUACGAAUUAUGAGGCUGCGAUAUCAAGCGAACAGAGCUCAGGAAGUGAAUCAUUUAAUAGCAUGUCAGCCUUCAGCAUUGAAAGCAGUGAGACUCCAGGCACUGGUACCUCCCUACCAGGGGAAGGAUGGCAAUGGAGACAACUUAGACAAACUUGAUAGGAAUCGGGUAGAAUCUCUAUUAGAAGAUCCACAAGGCUUGCUGACAAAUAGAAUUUCAUAAUACAUGAACUGUAUGUGCAGGAUUUAAAUACAAUGGACCCCUGAUUCCAAGGACAGUAGGACUCUGAUGAAAUGAUGAAAGACAGUUUAGAAAAUAAUGUGUAAAUACAUUGAACAUGAUCAUUGGAUAGGCCUAUAUGAAGUGCUUUAAAACUUUACAAAUCAAUGAAUGGAAUGAACAUAUGCUGAUGAAACAAAGGUGUCAUGAAUGGAUGGUCUUCCAGAAUAUACAACUCAUUGUUGUUAAAUUUACAUGUUGUGAAUGGAAUUAGUAAGAAAUCAAUGCAUUUUAACUGCCCAAUGUUUCUAAAACUUGAGGUAUAUGGUCAUAAUCAUUAUCAACCAUCUCACAUCUGAUCUUUCUAUCAUGUAUGACAAGUGAGUGGAAACCAAAAGAGAUUCAAACCUUUAUUUUUCUUUCAUUUUUUCAGUCAUUUACAAAUCAUAAUAUUUGAAUAAACAAGUUGAUACUCUUAAAUUAAUAACUAUUUUUGAUAUUGAAAAUACAAUAACUUUAUUUCGUUAUGAAGAAAAA